AUGCGACUGAAAUUAAAUCUUCAAACAAUAUUACUGCUUGCCCUUCCUGUGGUAAUUCAGUGCCAGUUAAAUGCAGUCAAGUCUGGAUUGGAAAGUUGUUACAAUGAAUCAGCAAUUCCUGGAAUUACCAUUGCUGAUAAUAGGCCACCAGUAACUUUAAAUGUUUUUCUUGAAAUAUUACGAAGAAUAGAAGAUGCUAAUCCGGCAAUGACAAUCAGAGACUUAGCGGCUUUAUUGAUACAAAAGCUUCGACAUAAUGGAAUUGAAGAAACGCAGAAACCAGUAAGCUUAAGUAUUGCUUUACCGUACGCACCUACUGGACAAGAUGCUCUUAAAGGGACAAUCAUGACUGAAGAAUUUAUACCAACUUCACAAAUUAGAUUAUCUUAUGGAGAUCUUUCUAUGGCUGAUGUGUGUGCAUUUCACUACAUGAUCUCAAAUUCAGUUAAUAAAACAAUUAGAGGUGAUGAAAACCAGACUUGUCUUAGAUCUGCUCGGUAUCAAAUGAGAAUAGCUAGAGCGACUCGUAGAAAAGAUAUAGAGACAAUUGAGAAGCAAUCCCGCCAAGCGUUUGGUCCUACUGGAGAACCCAGUCUAUGUCCAAUUGAAAAAGGUGUAGUCUACAGCCAGUACGGGUCAUUUAAGAUUGGACAAGUGAUUCAGGGAUUGGCUGCUGGAUUGAACCAAGAAAAUCUUAACAACGUGGACAAUAGAUAUGCAGCUACGUUAGGAGGUGAUUUAUGCCAGACAGCGUUGAUUCAAAUCGAUCCACCGCUUCGUCUUGGCGUUUCAGGUGGCUGGAAUAGUUCAACAAAUCCAAAAUAUUAUUUUCUUCAGCAGAGCGAUGAUUUGGAUUUGACUGAUCAAGAUAUUAGAGGAUCUUUAGAUGGACUCUACAUGGCACUAAAAAUAAAUGAUAUCAAAGGAAAAUCUGACGUUAAAAUUUCGCAAGUCCUAGAUAUGUACUACUCUCCUCAACAAAAAGGAGUUUUUGAUACAUCUUUUAGAGCAUGUAACAGAAAUAUUCUUUUUUCUGAAUUGGUCAAUUCUCAAACUCUGCAAUCAAAUAUUAACAAUCUUAUGCCAAUAAUGGACAACAAGGGCCAAUAUCCUUAUACGAUUGAUACUGCAAAAUAUGGAUUACUGGCCGAGGCAGCAUUUAACAAUUUUUCAUCAUAUCUACCACGACUGAAUGAUCCCCGAUGCCCUCAGUUGGAUUCUGGGAUAGAAAGAGUUCGUACUGAUCUCUUAAUUUUUAUAGAUCCAAAUUGGGAAUACAAAACAAUUCAACCUAUAUUAUCAUAUAUUUUGGAUAACAUCGAUGUUAACAAAUUUGCUUCAAGAUAUACAUUAUUUAGUGGAGUAGAUGCUUCUAAUAUCACUAAUGCUAGUACAUCAUAUUUAUUGGAGUUCCAUAACAGUUAUAAUUUAAGUGUUCAUGAAAAACUGCCAAAAUCUUUUGACUAUUCAAAAGUAUAUGAAAAACUUGAAUCGGUUGCAAAAUCCAAACUUAACAACAACUCUUACACUGGUGGAGAGUCAACCAUCGUACUGCUGUUAGUAAAAAAUGCACCAACUGGAAAUCAAGGAACAUUUGUGAACCAGAGGAAAGAAAUUAUAAAACAGUAUCUACCAGAUCUCUCUCUCCUUGUUCUUGGAUAUGGAUCAGCUGACGACUACUCAUCCAUGCUCAUUAAUCCUUCAAAAGACUUUAUAUCCUUAACAAGUACAACUAACGAUAAUGAACUUAUGAACAUUGGAAAAGAUGUUGUGGAUGCAAUUAAAAAAAUUCCUCGGUCCAUAAUAAAUCCUUCCUGUGGUUCAGGCUUCGUAGGCAGUGAAAGUACACUAACUUACAGCGAUUCAGUAGACUUGUAUGGAACGAACUACUAUAAAAUAUCUCCCUAUUACUUUGCCAUUGGAAGCAAUGGAAGAAGUUUAAAAAUAAUUGAACCAAGUACUGGAAGCAUCACUGUCUGUAUAUCGCGGGACAUCGACAGACCAACAAGUUCAAAUGCGGAUUGUCAAACUCUACAGUCCAGUGUCAAGUCAUACGAUCUCUCAAACUAUUGUGGUAAAAAUGUGAGAGACUGUUCUCCUAUUUACUUGUCUAUAUAUGGAAAUUCUACACAGUAUCGAUGUAAUGAUGCAACGUGCCGAUUUCCCAAUAACAUUAAAUACAGCAUCUCGUUGGACAGCGUAGGAUGCACAAGUAGUGCCCUUGCCAUAGUUUCUAACUUUAUUUUAAUUUCUACCUUAUUUUUAUUUUUAAAGUUUUAG
This is a messenger RNA of Diabrotica balteata, 2280 nucleotides long. The record is from the annotation of a GenBank genome assembly. Lineage: Eukaryota; Metazoa; Arthropoda; Insecta; Coleoptera; Chrysomelidae.